AUGCUUCGACAUGAUUUAGAACAAUCUUUACCAAAUUCGAAUAAUAUUUAUACAUCUUCACAAACUGACAAUUUACUACCUAAACCAACAAAUAUUGACAGACAAAUUCUUCCACAAAUUCUUCCAAAUGAAAAUGAAAAUAUUUUAAAAAAAGUUCAUCAAAAUCAGUCGAUAACUGUUUCUCCAGUUAAUUAUAUAUCAGUUGUAAAUACACAUGGAACGUAUAACAGUACACAAAUGCAAAGAGAUCUUCCAUAUCCUACACAUCAAAUUUCUAGUGGAAAUGCUAUGAACUCAAAGAAAAUUCAAAUAACAUGUCAACCACGUUCAAAAUAUCGUCCACGAACAUACAAUGAAAGUAAAAAAUCAUCUCAUUAUAUUCGUUGUAAAGAAGGUGCUAAACGAGAAUAUCCAACAAUUGAUAUACCUCGAGAAUGGGGUGCUCAAUCAAAUCAGAAUAUAAUCGAAGUUGCUCUUAUGGAUAUCCACAAAAAUCUACAUCCUUACUCACUUGAAAAUAAAGCUAGUAGCAAAUCUACUGAAGAAUCGGCAUUAAUCUUUAAACAAAAUAAUCCUAAUAUAUUGUAUUUUCGUUUAACGAAUGAUGAUUUCUUAUCUGGCUUCAAAAGUUUUAUGAUUGAACUAAUUAAAAGUAAACUAAAUGAUACUGUUACAAAAGAAUUAAUUCGUACAAAAAGUCUUCAUCAAUCAAUGCUUCGUUUUACACGAUUCUAUCGGGAUGGUUAUACUUUUGUACGAGAUACGGACAGUGCAGAAUAUUCUUGUAUAAUGACAGAAAGCUAUGGUGAUAUUACUAUUGAUCAUAUGGGUCCACAAUAUGGACCGAUGCAUCAAGAACAGAAGAUAUUUAUCAUUUUUAAAGGUCGUAUUGCUAAAGGUGAUAUAUCAAUUAUUAUCUCUGAAGAAAACGAUGUUUGGCGUCAAAAAAUUAAAAAAAUUAUACUUAUUGGUAAUGUUAUUUAUUUUACACUACCUCCAUGUCUACAACCACAAAUACCUCGUGUGAGAGCAAAUAUUACUGUUAAUUUCAAAGAUAUGGUACUUCGUCAUUCAAAAUAUGUUUAUAUGAAUACGAUAGAUCAAGAGAUCCAAAACAUCGGUAUGGAUAAUAUGACUUCAAAUAGUUCAAAUUCUAUCCAAACCAAUAGUUUUCUCAAUGAUAUGGUUGCUAAUAUAGAUGGUACAACAUCUACUUCUCGAAAAAUAUCAAAAAGCAAACCAAAAAAACGUUUAAAUAAAGCAGGUGCAUUUUUAAUUGAAUAUGAUCGAAUUCAAACACGAAUUGAUAGUUAA
Molecule: messenger RNA, 1314 nt
Organism: Adineta steineri
Lineage: Eukaryota; Metazoa; Rotifera; Eurotatoria; Adinetida; Adinetidae
Source: the annotation of a GenBank genome assembly